AUGGUGCUCGAAAUCCGCAUCACGGACCCGUCGGAGAAACCGUUCCUCGAGCCGGACCACGCUACGGCCGACCGGCAGAACAACAACAACCAUGGCAACCCGCCGGCGGAUCCGGUCACCGGUAGUCGAUCGUCACCGGAGCGGAACCGCAUCGGGCGCGAAGAGCUGGAAGCGAUCAAGACGAAUCUGUUGAACACAGGGAACGAGGUCACGUUUAGCAGCGUGCUCGACUCGGACCUCGGUCCGUCGGAGAAGGGCAACUACGGGAAGAACCUGAGCAUGUCCCAGCUGAAGGUGCCGCCGGCCGGGACGGGCGUCGGCAAUGGGCGCCGAUCGCGCCUCAACUCGGAGGUGUCCGAGGCCGACUCGAUACUGUCGUCGCUGCAGGAGCCGGUCAAGAAGAAGCCACCGAAGAUACCGGACGGUGGCUUCGGCUGGGUGGUGGUGUUUUCGUCCUUCAUGAUCUCGCUCAUCAUGGACGGGGUGUCGUUCUCGUUCGGGCUGAUCUACAUCGAGCUGCUCGCUUACUUUGGAGAAUCGAAGGCUAAGACGGCCUGGAUCGGGUCACUGUUCAUAGCUGUGCCGUUGUUGUCCGGUCCGAUUAUGUCCAACCUCGUGGAUCGCUACGGUUGCCGCAAGAUGACGAUGAUCGGCGGUGUGGUCGGCGGGCUUGGGUUCGUGUUGGCUUCGUUCUGCCAGUCGAUCUUCCAGCUGUACCUCACGUUCGGUAUACUGGCCGGCGUUGGGCUGGGCGUGGGCUACGUGACCGUGGUGGUGAGCGUGGCGUUCUGGUUCGACAAGCGACGAACCUUUGCCACCGGCAUCGGGGCGUCGGGCACCGGAAUCGGCACGUUCGUCUACGCGCCACUCUGCCAGUGGCUGAUUGCCGAGUUCGGGUGGCGCGGGACGACCCUCAUUCUGGCGGGGACCCUGUUCAACAUCGUGGCCAUGGGCGCCCUCAUGCGGGACCCCGAGUGGAUGAUCGAGGAGGCGCGGCUCGAGAGUCGGGCGCAGAGCAUCCAAACGUUCUCGAACUCGAGCGUGUACCUGGACGAAAUCAAAAAGCUCAUCGAGACGGGCAUCUCGCGCGAACACGUCCUCGAUACGCUCGUGACGAACGUGAACACCGAGGCGAACCAGAUGAUCCUACCGCCGGAGAGCUCGGUCCUGACGAAGCGCUACCAGAGCGAGGUGGCCCUGCCGACGUUUUACGCCGAACAGGAGCACCUCAGCCCCGGCGAGCACCACUUCCGCGGGCACCGGGGCAGCAAUCGGUCGCUGCGCCAGAACAUCCUCACAAAGGAAACGUUCAAGCGGGGCUCGGUGCCGGGCAAGCUGGCCACCAGCGCUGCCCGACUGGCCAGCGCCGAAACGCUCAACUCGUACGAGAAACUUACCGAGGACGAGCCAGCGAACGGGAAGCAUGACCGCAUCCGGGGGCUACGAGCUUCGCUGAAAACGCUUAGUGUGACGUCGCUCGAGGACGGCUACUUGAGCGUCAAGCGGCAGCAGGAACUGCAGGAGAAACCGGGUGGCAGCCGGUGGUCGCUGGACGAGGUAGCUUUGGCUGCCGGUGGCGGCGACGCUAACGGUGGCAUCGGCGGCGGUGGUGGUCACGGCAUUGGUGGGGGCAGUUGCGGUGGUCUCAGCACUGGUGGCGAUGGUCUGCGUGUCGAAAAGGGUACGCCCCAGCGCAGCUUCCGUGGCAACUCGCUGGACGUGGUGUACGAGAACGAAAUCUUCAAUCCGGAUGUCGACACGAGCGUUACGCUGGUUGUGCCGAAACAAACGAAACUGAAGUCCCGUCCGGCGGCCAGCGCUACUGCUGGUGAGACGCGUAACGGUGGUCUCAAGCGGCAGCAGCUCGCACGCCAGCAAUCGAUGCGGUACUCGAACUUCUACAAGGACAUGCGGCUGCACCGCAACUCGAUCCACUAUCGGGGCGCACUGCUCAACACGCACCGCUACCGGCUGAAGGCGUCCUCGUGUCCGAACAUCUUCCGCAACUCGAUGACGACCAUCGCCAAGGAGCAGGACGAGCCCUGGUACGGAAGCUUCAUCGACACGCUGAAAUCGAUCUUUGAUUUCUCUCUGUUCUUCGAAUUCCGCUUUGGUAUGCUAUCUAUCUCGACACUGCUGUUGUUCGUUUGGUACAUCAUUCCCUAUUUCUACAUCCCCGAGUACGUCCUGCAGAACAACUACAGCGAGGAAGAUGCUGCGAACCUUAUCUCAAUGAUCGGAAUUUUCAACACGAUCGGUAUGGUCGGUCUCGGUUGGCUCGGAGACCAGCCCUGGGUCAAUGUUUGCAAAGCCUACGCCGUCUGCUUAGCUUGUUGCGGAGCGUCCAUCUUUCUCUUGCCGUGGGCCGUCGGCAGCUACUGGGCCAUGUCAGUGCUGUGUGUGGUAUUUGGCAUUACGUUUGCCAGCACUUUCUCCUUCACGCCCAUCAUCAUGGUGCAGCUGGUGAGCCUGGACGAUUUCACAGUGGCAUACGGCCUCAUACUGCUGGUGCAGGGCAUCGGCAGUCUCGUUGGGCCUCCGAUUGCGGGCUUCCUGUACGAUGUGACCCACCGGUGGGACGAUUCUUUCUACGCGGCCGGUUUCUUCAUCUUCCUGUCGGGAGUGUGCGCCUGGGUGAUCGGCCCGAUAGAGCGUGCAAAUAUGGAGGACGAGGAGGACACCGAAAAAGGAAGUGAAGCCCUGAGCUCCACUGCAACGGCUUAAACGGAUCGUUUCGCUUUCUUUCCGUGUCACAGUGGUGGUGGUGGUGGUGCCUUAUGUACUUAUAUCAACGUGUGUGUUCGUAGAAAGCAAACGUGACAAAUCCGCUCGCCGGAAACCGCCGUAGUUUCCAGAUUAGAACGCCUCCACGGUGUGUCACAAUACGAACUACCUCAGCAAAAGAACUGUUCGGAAAAGCAAACUCACUCACCCAACAAAUUAACCAACCAAGUAAUUAAUAUCGAUUGUAUGCCUUUUUUUGGCCUUUUACCUAGCAAACACCAGCCGGUGCGCUGUAGAAUAACACUGUCUGGCUAGCGAUUUGCAUAGUAUUCCACUUCACGGUUAGAAGUUUUCAUGUUAUUAGCAAAAACCCGUUUCGGCUUUACAGUUACGCAAGAAAAACUGCAAUAGUGUGUUAGUAUGAAAUGUCGAAGUCAAUGUAAUUGCCUUAUACACGAAAAUGCACCCUGUAGGCCGAGCUUAGCGAAUGUUAAAGCUUCACAGCAGCUCUAGGGGGAGACAACCCCUCAUCAACCUGCUGCCACAAGCGCGUGAUGAUAGUUGAUUACGAAGACGAAUUUUAGGGGAAUUGAACGGUAAAAAAAUUAAUAGUUUGAAGAAUUAAAGGAAACUAUAGCGUAGCUUACACUUUCCAGAAUGGCCAUUUCGAUUGAUUUUGUAUUAGUUGGCUACCAAAAGUGGCCGGAUACAGGUGUGUGACUUGUUUGUUGCGUUCGGAAAAGCUUUCCUGUAUUAAAGUAUACCCGUCAUUGCGUGAAAGGCAUUGGCCAAUUUCAAUAGUAAAAUCGACCUUUAUCAUAUACAACAGUGGGUGCAGGAUGCAAGAUAGACACUGAACUGUGGACGCGUGAAUAUUUAAUUUAAACCACACUUAAAACUGUACUUUUAUAAGAUCUU
Molecule: messenger RNA, 3642 nt
Organism: Anopheles bellator
Lineage: Eukaryota; Metazoa; Arthropoda; Insecta; Diptera; Culicidae
Exons: 4
Coding region: 1-2724 (907 amino acids)
Biological process (GO): monocarboxylic acid transport; transmembrane transport
Molecular function (GO): monocarboxylic acid transmembrane transporter activity
Source: RefSeq, a predicted model, not a curated record